Messenger RNA from Hyaloperonospora brassicae, 954 nucleotides. The record is from the annotation of a GenBank genome assembly. Lineage: Eukaryota; Oomycota; Peronosporomycetes; Peronosporales; Peronosporaceae.
AUGAAUGCGGUCUGCAAGCUGGUAGUGGUGCUAUGGUGCGUGGUGGGUGCACGUUUCGAGUCGGUUGACGCCCAGGCGGCCAACAACACCGCCAUAGCUUCAUCUCUAGCGACAAACACCUCAGACGCGACCGUGGUGAUCCCCUUCAUCCCGAAUCCACCUUCAGCAAGUGGAAACGUGGCCGCGGCCACGUCCGUGGGGACCGUCAAACCUGUAGAUUAUGCGGCAGCGCCCACGACAGUGGAUACCGCCUACACCUGCAAUGGCGACGAAGUCGCUCGACUUGCAAAGCUCAGUGAGAACAACCCGUACCUUCAUUUACAGUGCACUUCCUUGGCCGGCAUCAGUUCGUACGUCUUUCCGUUCAACGGAGAGCUCGGGUACGCUCGCAUGGUGGCCAUGAGUCUCAUUCAAGACUGCACCUAUUACUUUCGAGCGGUGCUGCUGAUCCAGCUUCAAGAAUGCGCGGUCGCUAAUGUCUACGUCCGGACAACAGCGGAGACCAUUCUUCAGCUCGCGGCGACUUCCGGAGACACACCAACCGAAGCCCAAGUGAACGCCGCAAAAGAUGUUCGGAAGAGGUACAACUUGGCGCUUCGAGACGGAGACGGCUCGGCUUCGUACGCCGCUACAGAGGGUGCGUCAGCGCUGAGUUGGACCAUUGAAGGCCACUCGAUCGACACGAUCGCGUCGGCCAAAACUGACGGCCAGUUGCUCAUGAGCAAAGACAUGUUUAUCGUCGGCACGUACUAUGCGCCGUCGAGUUCGUCUUCCAGCGCGCAAGAAGACUCGGCAGAGGUAUUCCCGCCGUCGACCGUCCCUGGCGCAGAAAACGAUACAUGGGGACCAGGCGUGCGUACAAACAACACGUCUGGGUCAAGUUGCAGUAGCGUCUCGUCGUGGAUCGUAGCUCUGACAGUCGUUUGGAUGCACUUUGUCGGUGCACAACAGUAG